This is a messenger RNA of Aethalodelphis obliquidens (Pacific white-sided dolphin), 2435 nucleotides long. It is a transcript of the gene SLC25A48, whose product is annotated as solute carrier family 25 member 48. Bases 288 to 1223 code for a protein of 311 amino acids. NCBI's taxonomy places the organism in Eukaryota, Metazoa, Chordata, Mammalia, Artiodactyla, Delphinidae. Gene Ontology annotation, molecular function: transmembrane transporter activity. The record is from RefSeq and is a predicted model, not a curated record. Gene Ontology annotation, biological process: transmembrane transport. The transcript is spliced from 8 exons. Gene Ontology annotation, cellular component: mitochondrion.
CGUAACUACCGGUGGACACUCCCUCGCCCGGCCCGCGCGCUGCGCCUUUAAGGUCUACUGGGGGCGUGAUGUCAGCUGCCCGCGGGCACUUGGAGCGCGAGCCCGGCGGCCCGCGCGCUUCGGCGAUUCCGAGCCAUUCCGAACCCGUUGUGGAGAAGGACCUGCCUGCCGGUAGCUCCGCGUCCCUGACUUCGCCCGUCCGGCGCGCUCGCCCGUGGGCCAUGACCAGCAGACCCUGAACGGGCACCGACCCGGCUCCGGGAACGCGAGGCUCCGCGGCCCCGGCCAUGGGCAACUUCCAGCUGGAAGACUUUGUGGCGGGCUGGAUCGGAGGUGCAGCGAGCGUCAUCGUCGGCCACCCUCUGGACACAGUCAAGGCUCGCCUGCAGGCCGGCACUGGCUACGGGAGCACCCUUAGCUGCAUCCGCACUGUGUACAGGAGGGAGAGUGUGUUUGGCUUCUUCAAGGGCAUGGCCUUCCCCCUCACCAGCAUCGCUGUCUACAACUCAGUGGUGUUUGGGGUCUUCAGCAACACACAGAGGUUCCUCAGCCACCACCGGUGCCAGGAGCCCGAGGCCGGCUCACCCCGCGUGCUGUCUGACCUGCUCCUGGCCAGCAUGGUGGCUGGCGUGGUCUCUGUGGGGCUGGGUGCGCCCGUGGACCUCAUCAAGAUCCGGCUGCAGAUGCAAACAGAGCCAUUUCGGGAAGCCAACCUCGGUUUGAAGCCCAGGGUGGCAGCUCUUGGGGAGCAGCCAGCCUACCAGGGGCCUGUGCAUUGCAUCAUAACCAUCGUGCGGACUGAAGGCCUGGCAGGGCUGUACCGGGGCGCCAGUGCCAUGCUGCUGCGGGACGUCCCGGGCUACUGCCUCUACUUCAUCCCUUAUCUGUUCCUGAGUGACUGGAUCACGCCCGAGGCCCACACAGGCCCCAGCCCCUGUGCUGUGUGGCUGGCGGGAGGCAUGGCAGGAGCAAUUUCUUGGGGGACAGCAACUCCUAUGGAUGUCGUGAAGAGUCGACUGCAAGCUGACGGGGUUUAUAUAAACAAAUACAAAGGUGUCCUGGACUGUAUCUCCCAGAGUUACCAGAAGGAAGGUCUUAAAGUGUUUUUCAGAGGCAUCACGGUCAAUGCCGUGCGGGGCUUCCCCAUGAGUGCGGCCAUGUUCCUUGGGUACGAGCUCUCGCUGCAGGCGAUCCGCGGGGACCACGUGGCGACCAGCCCCUGAGCGCAAGAGCCAGCAUCACCUGACCAGGGCCUCAUUCUGCUACAGCUGAUACUGAUGGCGGCAUCUCUAGAACCUGCGGUAGCGAAUUUACUGAAGAGAAAGAACGCCUCCCCGCCGACCCUCAGCCAACCGGUCUCACCUCCGGAAUCCCUGCUUUCCCAGUUGCAAGCACUCUUCCUCACCUCUGGGCUGGGGCUGCUGAGCUGCUGCCUUGGAAGGACCUUUGAUUCAUGACCAUCUAUUGCAGAUCCUCACUGACACCUGAUAUCAAGCAGGAUCAAAUGGACCCUGCCCCCAAGACUGCUGUAAACUCACUGGGAAUUCACAGAGGAGCUGGAGUUGUCUCGAAGCUCCCAAAUAAAAACAUUUCUGUAUCAGAUGCUUCCGCCUGGCUUCCAAGAGACUGACCACCCUCAUUCUUCCCUCUGCUUAGACCCCUGUGGAUGUCACCGGCCCAGAGGGGCGCCCGCUCGACACAGGUGAGGAGAGGAACUCAGAUGGCGAGCUCGCUUCUUUUUCCCCAGCUGCCUCAGGUGGGCAGGGCGGCGGGGAAGCCUUGUAGCAGGUUUCUCUUCCCCGGACAGUGACAUGCGCGGCUGCAACAUCUCCGGGAUGGCGGCGUUGAGCGCAGGUCGGGUGGGCGUUCUCUGGGCCUUAUUUUCACAUGGAGGACAAAACAGAACAAAAUGAGCUCUUUGUCUGCAGUCUGAUUUCCAUUAUGAUGUCAUUAAUCUAAAUUUUACUUCUCCCUGGGACCAGUGGGGAGGCCACUGCUCUUUUGCUGUUAUGUGUCCAUGAUGUCACUGCCACUUCCACGCCCCCAAGAGCGUCCCUAAUCAGUCAUACAGCCCCUUCCUCGUGAGCUGAAUGCAGCUCCCGAAUCCUCCUCAACACAGGGCCCUGGGAAGCCGCCACCAGCCAGCGUGAUGCAUCUAUUCCUGGCUUAAAUCCUGGUGGGGAAAAUAUCCUUAGAUUUCCCCCCCCCACCACCCCUUUUUUCCCCCUUGAAAGGGUCUUCCUUGAUUUUUCCACUGUCUCCCAUCCCCCUUGAGUGAUUUGGAGAAUGUCUCUGAAAAUCCCCUCCCCCAGCAGACCCAGCACCAACACAAAGCAUGGCUCUGGCACCGAGUUGAAAGUGUUCAGUCUCCUCAGCUUAUGCUGUUACUGUAGCAAAGGGUUCCCUGCUUGAAAUAAAACCCUCAGUGUGGUCUC